GAUCCUGGUCCAUCGAGGCAGCUCGACACGCCAGACCGGCCGUGGAUCAUGCAUUGUUGCUGCCCUCUAUGGGCAUGCUAUGAUGUCCUUACCCGAUCGUUCUCCUCUCUGGGGGGUUGGCGUCUGCCAGCUGGCUUCCGCUUUCCCCCCCAAAGCUCUCUCUCGCCCGCGAGCUCCCUAUUUUCCCUCCCUUAUUCCUCCCCAUCAACCUUGCCGCUGCCGUUCCAGGAAAGACAGACGCUACCCUCACGAAUCAAAGGGACCAUGUUACGUCACAUCGAAGGUGGAGGUCCUUGCUAGACUUGUGAACGCUGCGCCCUUGGAUAGAACCGUAUGAGCCUGGCACGGGGUUGUUCAAUGUUGGCCUCCCUGCCCCUCCCCAUAGACCCUUCUCCCUUCUCAUCUUCCCAACAUGUACCUCAUGGCCUAGGACAGCAUCAUUAUCGGCUGAUCUUUGCCGAUUUGUGCUAUGCGAAAAAGGGAAGCUUGGACUAUUAGCUGAACGCAAAACACUGACAAUAAUUGGUUGG
Sodiomyces alkalinus F11 is the source of this 530-nucleotide messenger RNA. RefSeq lists its product as hypothetical. The transcript has a single exon. NCBI's taxonomy places the organism in Eukaryota, Fungi, Ascomycota, Sordariomycetes, Glomerellales, Plectosphaerellaceae. Bases 80 to 337 code for a protein of 85 amino acids. The record is from RefSeq and is a predicted model, not a curated record.